Molecule: messenger RNA, 724 nt
Organism: Topomyia yanbarensis
Lineage: Eukaryota; Metazoa; Arthropoda; Insecta; Diptera; Culicidae
Product: mucin-5AC-like
Exons: 2
Coding region: 105-632 (175 amino acids)
Source: RefSeq, a predicted model, not a curated record
CUCUGCAAACUGGUUGUUGUCUAUUUUCUCUCUAUAUAUACGGCGAGCAAGCUUUUUCCAAACAUUGUCAUUCGAUAGCUACCGGGGCUUACAUUGUAUUAAAAAUGAAGUGUUUUAUCUGUUUACUUGCUGUGGUGUCGUGCGCGCUAGCCGUACCAGUUGAUCAACAGACAUCUACGUUGACUAGUACGCCGACGAUCAGCAACUUUGGAGCUAAACUUCAACCAACAGCCAGCGAUAAUAAUAGACCAUCGAUUACUCCACAACAUCCAGCACAGUGGACAUCUGCGUCAAGUAACAAUGGCCAACAGACCAAUACCCGUACCACUGAUAUCAAAACCAACAGUCAAACUGCCAGUAAAAUCGCUCAAAAACGAGAUACCCAGAGUGUCCCUGUUCAGCCAGCAUCCGCAAUAAACCCUGCAUCUGUUACAGCUGUAAAGAGCAACACCCCCACCAGUGCGCCUGUCCCAGCUAAGCAGAUAACCAAAGUACGGCGAACUGCCCAAAAACCAGCAACAACCUCAACUGUUCUACAAAACAAUAGUGAUAAUAAAAAUCAAGCCAUCCCAAUUUCCAGCAAUCAACCCGCUAAGGUUGUACCAGCCGUCCAGCCAGUUAAAAACAACUAAACAAAUAUUCGAAAUAAUCAAUCAAUCGAAAUUUGAAGUAGAAAAAGAGUUCUUGCUGCAUCCUUAAUAAAGUAAAAAGAAUUCGCCAACUA